Funneliformis mosseae is the source of this 125-nucleotide messenger RNA. The record is from the annotation of a GenBank genome assembly. Lineage: Eukaryota; Fungi; Glomeromycota; Glomeromycetes; Glomerales; Glomeraceae.
AAAGGAUGCGUCAAAUCAUAGUUGAUAGAACUUCACAAUUAACAGAAGAAUUGUCAUAUCAAUCAAGGCAUAAUUCUCCCCUUCUGAGAAGAAUAGAAGUUAUUUUGCUGGAAGAAGAAUAUUAG